This is a messenger RNA of Suillus subalutaceus, 945 nucleotides long. RefSeq lists its product as uncharacterized. NCBI's taxonomy places the organism in Eukaryota, Fungi, Basidiomycota, Agaricomycetes, Boletales, Suillaceae. The transcript has a single exon. The coding region runs from base 224 to 724 and encodes 166 amino acids. The record is from RefSeq and is a predicted model, not a curated record.
AUGUAGUAUAGGCUGUGCAGCUGAAGCGCUCAAGCCUUAUCUGUGACCAUGACUUGUAUUCCAUCAGUCACAAUCUUGAUCCCCGUUUUACCGCCUGGUCAAUGAUACAUUACGCCUCAGAUCGCACAUCUGCAUUUACCCAGCCAGCUACUCCUCGAACGCACCCAACUUCUGGUCUAUUCUGUCAACACUAAUCGAUCAAGCGGUGAAUCGUCACAACCUGAUGUUGUCAGUCCAACCGUCGUCGAUGUAUGCUCUCCCUCAUCAGUGGAACUGUCCGAAAACCUUUGACUCAGUUUCUCAACUCGCCGCCCGUACAUAUCCCCCGCAACGCCAGAAUUUUAACAUUUUGAUGGCAGUACACACCAGAAUACUGGGAAGGCAUUGUUCUCGCGUUCGCUUGAUACGAGUAGGGAUGCUCGCCUUUGCGGUUCUCAAUUUCCUCGCCUAUGCCGUGUGGUGGAACAAGUCUCUCGAUGUGCAAUGUCCACAUCCACUGUACUGGAAGUCGACCGAGUCAAGGCCAGAGGAUCACAUUGACCAGUAUGUAUGUAUGCGCCUCAACAAUCGCACCGCCGCUGAUGAUGUCUGCCUUAGUGUCGACGAAGAAGGCGAAUUCGCUCCUCUUGGGAUCUUGGCUCCAGUCUUCAGCCCAAUUUCAGAACUGAUAGGUUCGCUUGACAUUCCCACAUCUCGAAAGCUCCGAGUUCGUGCCAUAGACUAGUUUGGUGUUACACUUGUAGUUCUUGGUCGUGGACCAGAGAUAAGCCUUUUUCCAUCCGGGGUCCAAGCCAGGCACGUCACCGAAUUUGUGUGUCCUUUGAGAGUGGCGACAAGUUUGCCUGUCUUAUCGGGAGUCAGCCCGUCGAAUCCACCAGUUGCACCUGCCUUCGCACCCCAGAUUUUGACUGGGUGCUCAGUUUCAGGAGUUGGCCCGUCGUAUCC